Messenger RNA from Gongylonema pulchrum, 162 nucleotides. The record is from the annotation of a GenBank genome assembly. NCBI's taxonomy places the organism in Eukaryota, Metazoa, Nematoda, Chromadorea, Rhabditida, Gongylonematidae.
UUAGUAGAUGUGGGCACCGAAUGGCGAUCAUUUAGCAAUGAGAAUUCCAGUGCAGAUCCAUCACGUGUCGGUGCACCGGAAAAUCCGUUUCUUGGCGGUGCUGAUCUGACCACCUCUAUUGCUGUUGGUCAUGGUAACAGUUCGACAACUGGCCACAGGUAA